AUGAAGAACGAAGAGAGAAGGAGCUCCAACGACUCAAGCGUGAAGAGCAAAAGUAGCGGCAAGCCGACCACCCCAAGUUCUGAGAAGAAAAAAAGUGCCGGCAGCGGUGGAAGUAGUUGGAAUAACUACGGUGAAGCGGCUCACAGCCGCGCGGAGAGCGUCUCCAAGAAGAAAAGCGAGAAAGGCGGCCAGAAGAGCACCGACCAGGGAGGAAACACGAAUGUCAGCCACGGAAGCGAAAAGAACCAUGAUCAGGGGAAGAGUAAAAGCUACUCCUCCAAUAGCACAUCCAAAAAUUACAAAUCGAAGACCAACGAGAAAAGGGAAGACCUUAAAAAUGUUAAAAGUUCUAAAAGCAGCACAAGCGAGUCGUUGAAGCAUACGAGUUCUAAUUCGAGGGAAAGCGUCAAAUCGAAUAAGAGCAAGAGUGAAAAGGGAGGAAGUUGCAGUGUUGGAGGUGGCACAGAGGACGGCAAAAAGGAUAAAUCCUCUCAUUCCAGCGGUGAUAAAAAAAAGAAACAUCCCUCGAACGACGAGAACGAAGUUAAAAUGAAGGAUAAAUUAAUUUCUAAAAAUAGCAAAUCCAAAAAUGUGAACAGUAACAGUGGCACCUGCAUCAAUCAUAGCAGCAGCACUUCUAACAAAGGUGGUGAUGAGAAGAGCAAAAUGAGCGUUCAUUCAUCCGUCGCGAAGGAGGGCAUAAAAAGUCAGGCCAUCGCCGGCAGCAAGAGCGGCUCAGCAAAGAAUGGCUCAUCCAAGGGAGGUUCCUCCAAAAGUGACCCCUCGAAGAGCGGAUCAGCAAAGAAUGACGCUUCGAAGAGCACCCCGUCAAAAAGUGGCUCCUCAAAAAAUGAGCCAUCAAAAAGUGCCCCCCCCAAAAGUAGCUCCUCCAAGAGUGGACCCCCCAAAAAUGAGCCUUCCAAAGGUGGCGGUUCGAAGAAUUCCCUUUCGAGGAAUGAUUCCAUAAAAAGCAGCUCGUCCAAGAACACCGUGUCUAAGAAUGAAGGGCUUAGAAGUAGCUCAACAAAAAGCCUUUCCAAGAACGCUAGUCAGGAAACCCUAAAGAGCGAGAGUGUUAAGAAGGAGAAAAAAGCUCCAACGGCAUCGUCGCCAUCCAACAGCAAAGCAGCCCAAAAGAGCAGCGAAGAUGUGGGCGAGUUGAUGAGUACCAACACAGCUAGUUCGAAGGAGGAGGGCUCCAGGGCGAGUCGAAGCGUCGCACAAACCAAGAAAAAGGUAAAAUCGGAAAAGUCCGAAAAAGCAGACAAUGAGAAGAGCACCAACAGCGUCAGCGAAAGCGACAGUGAGACGCCUGAGCAGAGAAGCUCGAAGAAGAAAAGCGGCUCAGUCAGCAGGGAAAAGGACACUGUGAAGAAUAACCUCUCCAAAGGAAGCAAAUCGGGAGCAGCUGAAACGGCAAAUAAGAAGGAUAUCUCGAAGAAGGGUUCCUCGGAUCAGAAGAAAAAGGAGGACAACAAUAAGAGCAGCUCGAAAAAGGAUCGUCUAGGAGACUCGAAAUCGAGUAAGAGCAAGAGCAGCACGAAGAGCAGCAGCAGGGAUAGAAGUAAAAGUGCGAAGGGUAAAGAAGAGGAGGAAGCCACCGAGGAGGGGGAGAGCGAAAUGGAUGAUGCUGAGAAUGAUGAGAAAGGAGACAGCCAAAUGGAUGAAACGGAGAAUGAUGAUGAUAUGGAGGAGGAUCAGGAGGAAGAAGAAGACGAGGAUGAUAAGGGUGAUGGGGGUGACGAGGAUGACGUGGGUGAGCAGGAUGACGACACCGACCUGGAUGAGUCCCAGGAAAAUGACGACGACGAAGAGUACAUAGAGAAUGACUCGAAGAGACGGUCAUCUUCGUCAUCCAGGCAGGUCGCCAAGGAGAGCGUGACGAAGAAGAAGAAAAAGAGAAGCUCCUUGAGCCUCAAAAAGAGGAAGAGGUAUCCCAAGGAAAGCCAGCAAGAUGGCA
Messenger RNA from Plasmodium inui San Antonio 1, 1960 nucleotides. RefSeq lists its product as hypothetical. The record is from RefSeq and is a predicted model, not a curated record. The transcript has a single exon. NCBI's taxonomy places the organism in Eukaryota, Apicomplexa, Aconoidasida, Haemosporida, Plasmodiidae. The annotation marks the transcript as partial.